Lactuca saligna is the source of this 453-nucleotide messenger RNA. Lineage: Eukaryota; Viridiplantae; Streptophyta; Magnoliopsida; Asterales; Asteraceae. The record is from the annotation of a GenBank genome assembly.
AUGAGUGGUAAAAUGGUGGGGAAUUCAAGUGAGGAGUCUGGGGUUAGCAGAUCAUUACAAGGAUCAUCAAAUGGGCAACAACGUUCUGGUGAAGCAUUGGCUAAAUGGCGCUAUUCUGAAAAAGUUGACAAUGGAAUCACUUCAACUUCACCUCCCUACUGGGAUACAGAUGAUGAUGAUGAUUAUAAACUGUCAAACACUCUCCUGCAAAUUCAAAAGGAAGAUGGCACAGGCAAGGAGUAUCUUUUGGGAGCCGCCUUUGAGGCCAUCAAAAAUACUUUGAUUCAAGGCAGUAACAAACUCUUAUUGGAUUUCCGUGUUGUUCUUGAUCAAGAGUUGGGAUUGAUAUUGAAGCUAAGAUACAUGAUGAACGGUUGGAUACAUGAAGGGUUUCGGAGCUUCUUAAUACAACUUAAUGAUGAGUUACUUAAACAAGAAGGUGCCUCAUUAUAG